AUGGGACGCGGGAAGAUCGAGAUCCGAAAGAUUGACAACGCGACGACGCGGCAAGUGACCUUCUCGAAGCGGCGCAAUGGGCUGCUGAAGAAGGUGCGCUGGGCGGAUGCCGUGGUGGGGGCCGGGAGGGAAAGGGGGGGAAGAGGGAAGAGGGGAGAUGGGGAAAGGUGCGUCUCCACGCACCCCCUGCGUCACUUCCUGCGCACUGCUCCCAUCCCCUGCGCGGCGCCCAUCCCCGUGCACUCCUGUCUGCUGCGCCUGCCCCGUGUGCCCAUUCCUAGCGGCUAUCGUAUUCACCCAUCUCAUGCGUCCACCCCCUGCACCGCCCAUCCAUCACUUGCGCCAUCCCAUGCGCCCAUUCCAUGCGGCCAGUCCCUGCGCCACCCCUUGAGCCCACACCUUGCUCCCACCCCUAAGCGCCCACCCCGUGCGCCCACCCCCGUGCGCCCACCCCCCCCGUGCGGAGGUCCCCUGGCGGCAUGGCAGGCGUACGAGCUGGCGGUGCUGUGCGACGUGGAGAUCGGCGUCAUCAUCUUCUCCGCCACGGGCAAGCUCUUCCAAUACGCCAGCACCAACAUGGACGCCAUAGUGGAGCGGUACCGGCGGCUGGCGCUGGAGAGCGGCAAGGACCACCGCCCGCCGUGGCAGCAGCAGAACCCCCCUCAGAGCGCCGGCCUCGCCACGCCAGUGCAGCAGUGCAAAGAGCAGCCCGGCGAGCAGCAGCAAGCGAAGAAGCUUCAGCUGCAGCAGGUGGAAGCCAAGGCGGGGGCGGCGCCACAGGGAGUGCUGGCACUCAAGGAGGCAGCAGAGCAACAAAAAGAACCGCGCGACUUGGAGGUUUCAAGGCUGCGAGAUGAACAAUCAAGGGCGCUUGUUUGCCCGGACACAUCAGCAGAGUCUUUUGGAGGGCUGGGAUUGGAGGAGAUGAGACGACUGGAGAAGCAACUAGAAGACAACCUCGCUCGACUGCGAGAGAAAAAGGAGGAGUUGUUCGACCGAACCAUCUCGCACCUCAAGUCGCGC
This is a messenger RNA of Closterium sp. Naga37s-1, 1023 nucleotides long. NCBI's taxonomy places the organism in Eukaryota, Viridiplantae, Streptophyta, Zygnematophyceae, Desmidiales, Closteriaceae. The record is from the annotation of a GenBank genome assembly.